Molecule: messenger RNA, 3054 nt
Organism: Podarcis muralis (Common wall lizard)
Lineage: Eukaryota; Metazoa; Chordata; Lepidosauria; Squamata; Lacertidae
Gene: IKZF3
Product: IKAROS family zinc finger 3
Biological process (GO): regulation of transcription by RNA polymerase II
Molecular function (GO): RNA polymerase II cis-regulatory region sequence-specific DNA binding; DNA-binding transcription factor activity
Source: RefSeq, a predicted model, not a curated record
UUGGGAAUCUUAUUUUCUUUCUGAAAGUCCAGAGGAAUCCCAGGACCCAGAAGAGAAGCAUCUGGAGCAGUUGCUGCAGAACAAAAUGGAAGAUUCACCAGCUGGCAUGGACCUCAGCCACUCUCGGGAGCAAACAGAGCCAACAGAUGUUCCAGAUGUUUUGACUGAUGGCAAUUCUAACACAUCCCAUGAAAUUGAAAACAUGGACAACAGUGAAGACUCAAAGGAAUAUCAGUUGACUAAUGGAGAAGGGAGAGAAGAAGAUGGCUUGCUUAAAGGCAAAGGUGAAUACACUGAGAAAGAAGAUGGCGUCUUGAAUUCUGAACCAAUGGAAAACCGAGGAGAGCCUGGGAGCCUUUAUAACUGUCAGCAGGAGUAUGGAGACUAUGAGAGCAUCGAGCUAGAGAGGCAUUCUGGGCCGUACGACCUCAUCAGGCCAUCUAGUGGAAAGCUGAUUUGCCACAUUUGUGGGUUGCGCUGUGUCAGCCUCAAUGUCUUGAUGGUUCACAAGCGCAGCCACACUGGUGAGCGCCCUUUCCAGUGUAACCAGUGCGGGGCCUCGUUUACUCAGAAGGGCAACCUUCUCCGCCAUGUUAAACUUCACACCGGGGAAAAGCCAUUCAAAUGCCACCUUUGCAGCUAUGCCUGUCAAAGGAGAGAUGCGCUCACUGGUCACUUAAGGACACAUUCUGUGGAGAAACCAUUCAAGUGCGAAUUCUGUGGGCGGAGUUACAAGCAAAGAAGCUCAUUGGAAGAACACAAAGAGAGAUGCCGGACUUACCUGCAGAACGCUACCCUUGGUGAAGCCGAAAGCGUGGAGGGAAGGCACAUCAAAGCCGAGAUGGGGACUGAACGGGCCCUUGUGCUGGACCGCUUAGCGAGCAACGUGGCCAAACGGAAAAGUUCCAUGCCUCAGAAAUUCAUUGGUGAGAAACGCUCCAGCUUUGAAGUGAAUUACAACCCCAGCUUUGUGUACGAGAAGGAGAGGGAGGCCAUGUUGCAGGGAUGCCUGCUGGACCAACAAGCCAUCAACAAUUCCAUGGGCUACCUUGGCGCAGAAUCCCUGCGCCCGCUUGUGCAGAACCCGGCACCCCCGACCUCGGAGAUGGUGCCCGUGAUCAGCAGCCUGUACCCCCUGGCGCUCACCCGCUCUGAAGUGCCCAACGGCAACCCUCAGGAGGUGGAAAAGAGCCAUGCCCAGCUGAGAGACAAGGCUAUGUCUUCCGACAGAGGCCUUUCUCCAAACAACAGCGGCCAAGAUUCCACAGACUCAGACAGCAACCAAGAGGAGCACCAGAGCCUUGCCUACCACCAGAACCAAGCUGCUCCUCCUCCUCUGCAGGCCCGUAAUGGGCUCCUGGUCUACAAGGAGCACCCCAGGUCCUACGAGAUCUUCAGGCCACCCGUCGUUUGUCCUCGUGACGUCUUGAAAGUCUUCAACAAGGAAGGCGAACCCAUUGGGGUCUACCGAUGUGACCACUGCCGCGUCCUCUUCCUGGAUUACGUGAUGUUCACCAUCCACAUGGGAUGCCACGGCUUCCGUGACCCUUUUGAGUGUAAUUUGUGUGGCCACCGGAGCCAUGACAAAUACGAGUUCUCCUCCCACAUAGUCCGUGGCGAGCACAGAAUGGGACUGAAAUGAGAGCAGAACUUCUCCCAUCAGUUUCUGGGGAGACUCGUGCACCGUAACCUAAAACCAGUCCAAAACCAAGUUCGAGUAUUGUGUGAUUUCUACCAAACAACCUGGGGGGUGGGGGUGGGGAAUUAUAACUUGUGGGUAUUUCCUUGACUCCAUGGAUCUACAGUCUUCAGGGUUCCUUGUCCAGGAACGUGGGGAGUUUAAGAUGUUUACAUUUGUAGUGUAGUCAGAUUUUUAAAACCCUUAAAAAAAAACACGUGGAGAGAUUUCGUUGACAUUUUUCUGUACCAGCUGUAAAAAAGGUUCGGCCAGAGGUGAGGAAUCUGUAGGCCCCAAGCCCGGAUGUUACUGGGCUACAACUCAUAUCACCCUUAGCACCCCUCAGAAACGUGAAAAAUUAAGCGGUAUAUAGAUGUCUUAAAUAAAAAUAGAGAAAUAUUGGCCAUGCUCUCUAAGGCUGAUGAGCACUGGGAAUCCCACAGUGUCUGAAAGGUCCUUUGGUGACCCAGCCCUGGGUUAGGCUCACAGUUAACGCAGACCGGAAACUAAGAUGGCUGCCCCCAACAGUGCUUAAUUUCUGAAAACAACAACAAUAGCGGAGAGUGAAGAAAGGGUGUCGGGGCUUAGUUUCCAGCAUUUGGUGCUUGGAGAUGGCUGGACCUGUGGUUUGUGAAGGCUCAGGUGCUUUUUGUUCAUUUAUCAAUUAUUCCGAGACCUCAGGCCAGUUUAUAUAAUCUGCAGAGCGAACUAAGAAAGUAGCUUUUCCACCUCAUGUUGUGAGUGAAGGAAGCUGCCUCUGAUUGUCCUCCUGGCCCAUUAUUGUAAAGAUUUAGGCGGUGGAGAGUCCUUUAUAUCAUCUGAUCCUCCUUCUCCUCUUUUUUUUUUUAAGCUGGAGAGGCUGGGGACUGAACCUGGAACCAUCCAUUUGCAAAGCAUGGAGCUAUAGACCCCACCUGUGGGAACUGCAUGCUUGAUUGGUUCACCCUAGGGAUGCAAAAUAGCGCCUUGCAUUUGGAAAAGCAGCACGCCAGAAACAAGGCUAGACUGCAGGCCAUCUCCCUAGCAUGCUGUUUUCCUGAGGGGAGUGGGGAGCUUCUUUUGUCAGAGAGCAUUCAGUCCAUUGAUUCCCUUCCCAAAGGCAGGCCUCCUAAAGUAGUCCAACCCACAUUCUUCCCUUGGCGCCUUGGCAAUGAAAAAGAGGGCUUAUCUACACUUACCUUUCUCCCUGUUCCUUCCAGGCGCAGGUCUGCACUUAAAAGCUCCAUGCCCAAACAUUUGCCAGGGGGUGGGGGCGAGUUGCCUAGCGCAAACAUCAAUUGGGGUUUUCUGUGGGUGGCUGUUUGCUCUGAUUGAGCUUUAAAGAGCAGGUUUUCAGUGGAAAAGGUCAAGAGCAGGGGUCAGCAACCUUUUUCAGC